GCCUGGGGUUGAGCUAGGCCCAUUUGGCUUGUCUCCCUCCCUGGUUGAGUCGGGGAAGGAAUCCCCAUCUGAGACGGAGACGAAGACCAUCUCCUUCUCAAACUCCGGCGGCCUCGCUGCCUAUUUGGUCCGCUCGCCACCCCUCGAGAGGCAUCCCGAGUCUCUCUUUCUUGGUUUGAUUUCGGGAUUUUGGCUUCCGUCACCGUGCCCACUUCUAAGUUCGUUGUGGCCGCCACCAAUCUCGCCGGAGACGAGAAUGGGUGGCACCGAGAAUAAAGGAACCAAUUAUGGAUCACACACUUAUGAAAAUUUGGAGAGGGAGCCAUACUGGCCGUCAGAGAAGCUUCGCAUUUCCAUCACUGGUGCUGGUGGUUUCAUUGCUUCCCAUAUUGCAAGGCGAUUGAAGAGCGAGGGCCACUACAUCAUUGCCUCUGAUUGGAAGAAGAAUGAACAUAUGACUGAGGAUAUGUUCUGCCACGAGUUUCACCUUGUGGAUCUUAGGGUUAUGGACAACUGCCUGAAGGUCACUCGUGGUGUGGACCAUGUGUUUAAUCUUGCUGCUGAUAUGGGAGGGAUGGGAUUCAUCCAAUCCAAUCAUUCUGUGAUUAUGUACAAUAACACUAUGAUCAGUUUUAACAUGCUUGAAGCUGCAAGGAUUAACAGCGUCAAAAGGUUCUUUUAUGCAUCCAGUGCUUGCAUCUACCCGGAAUUCAAGCAGUUGGAAACAAAUGUUAGUUUGAAGGAAUCUGAUGCUUGGCCUGCAGAGCCUCAAGAUGCUUAUGGCUUGGAGAAGCUUGCAACGGAGGAGUUGUGCAAGCACUAUACCAAGGACUUUGGUAUUGAGUGUCGCAUUGGACGGUUCCAUAACAUAUAUGGUCCAUUUGGAACCUGGAAAGGUGGAAGGGAGAAAGCCCCUGCUGCCUUCUGUAGAAAAGCAAUUACUUCCAUAGAUAAAUUUGAGAUGUGGGGCGAUGGAAAGCAAACACGAUCCUUCACUUUUAUUGAUGAAUGCGUGGAAGGUGUUUUGAGAUUGACAAAGUCGGACUUUAGAGAGCCAGUGAACAUUGGAAGUGAUGAAAUGGUGAGCAUGAAUGAGAUGGCUAAGAUUGUACUUAGCUUUGAGAACAAGAAGCUUCCUAUCCAUCAUAUUCCUGGUCCAGAGGGUGUCCGUGGCCGAAACUCCGACAACACUCUGAUUAAGGAGAAACUGGGUUGGGCUCCUACUAUGAAACUGAAGGAUGGCCUGAGGAUCACAUACUUCUGGAUUAAAGAACAAAUUGAAAAAGAGAAAGCGCAAGGUGUCGACUUGUCUGUAUAUGGGUCUUCCAAAGUGGUAGGAACUCAAGCGCCGGUCCAGUUGGGCUCACUCCGUGCAGCAGAUGGAAAAGAAUGAAGUCUGCAUUUUGCUUCCAGCACCGAGACCAUGAUCAUUAUAACCAUCUAGUUUGAAAGCAGAAGUUCUGGAUAUGGAUCUUAGUGCUCGGUCCGGAAAUUAGUCUGUUGGUUAUUCCUGUUUCAGAGUAUAUUUAAUAAGGUUAUAACUUCGUUCCCAGUGUAUUAAGAGCCUUUCUGGGUUAUCCUUUGUAUCGUUUAGGAUGUUACUCUGUCUGGAAAUGGCACGGUACUUUCCUUUAUGCCUUUUUUUUUUUUCCUUUUUUGUGUGUGCAUGAGGUACAAAUAAAAAGAGUAGUGUGUGUACUCUUAUCCUUG
This is a messenger RNA of Elaeis guineensis (African oil palm), 1710 nucleotides long. RefSeq names its product GDP-mannose 3,5-epimerase 2. Gene Ontology annotation, molecular function: NAD binding; GDP-mannose 3,5-epimerase activity. The record is from RefSeq and is a predicted model, not a curated record. Lineage: Eukaryota; Viridiplantae; Streptophyta; Magnoliopsida; Arecales; Arecaceae.